This is a messenger RNA of Dioscorea cayenensis subsp. rotundata (Guinea yam), 2399 nucleotides long. RefSeq names its product choline transporter protein 1. NCBI's taxonomy places the organism in Eukaryota, Viridiplantae, Streptophyta, Magnoliopsida, Dioscoreales, Dioscoreaceae. Gene Ontology annotation, biological process: transmembrane transport. Gene Ontology annotation, molecular function: transmembrane transporter activity. The record is from RefSeq and is a predicted model, not a curated record. Gene Ontology annotation, cellular component: membrane.
GCGUCUCUCACUCUCGGCUCCCCUUUCCCACUCUCUCGCAUCUCUAGGAGGAGAAGAGGAGUUGGAGCGAUGGGAGGGCCUUUGGGAGCGAUCAUUGGGCGGUACCCGACGGAGAGUGAUGGUGACGGAGACAUGGCCGGAGGCGGGAUCAUCCGGCACAACCGCAAGUGCAGGGAUUUGGUGUUUUUGGUGAUCUUUAUCGCAUUUUGGGUGGCCAUGAUUGUGAACUCUAGCUUCGGAUUUAAUCAGGGGAAUCCUCUCAGGCUAACAUAUGGCUUGGACUAUAAAGGCAAUGUAUGUGGCGAUAAGCAUGCUGACCCAGAUCUACGGGAAUUGGAGGUCAGAUAUUGGAUGAAUCCUAAUCAGGUCUAUGAAAGUGGGCUUAAGAGUAGCCAGUUUAAGUUGGCUGAUGCCAGGAGCAUCUGCUUAAUGGAGUGCCCAGUUCCUUCUGAUGAUGGCCUUAAUUGGAUUUGUGACUAUCCAGAGGGGGAUAUUCGCCUCACAGUUGAUGAUUGGAUCGAUAGAGACUAUGAUUAUUAUGAGUUUCUUACACCUGAGAUGAGGAAUAGCUCACUUCAGCUUCAAGGUCCCUGCUAUCCUGUGAUAUACCCCAGUGUAAAUGUCCUUUGGAGUUGCCAAUUCAUAGCACGCGCAUCAAAUGUUUCCUUGCGUCACUGGCAGCAGAUGGGUGGUGCUAACAUUCAAGAAGAUAUUAUAAUUGAUAAAACUAUUCACAAAGCGAUAAAUUCUCCAUCAGCUGUUUUGAAGAGGUAUGUUGCAGAUAUUGGGAAGGCAUGGCCUGUGUUGAUUGUUUGUGGUGGAAUUCUGCCUUUGUUUUUGGCUGUGUUCUGGCUAUUAAUGAUUCGUCAUUUCGUUUCUGGCAUGACAUGGAUUACAGUCAUCCUUUUCAAUGCCCUCGUAAUUUCAGUUACAAUGCUAUACUAUGCGAAAGCUGGAUGGAUUGGAAAUGAUGCUGUAUCUGUUGUUAUUGGUGUGAGUGAUCCAUAUGUCAACAUAAGUGGAAGAGAACUAAAUCACCUUCGUGCCAUUGCAGUUCUUAUGACAGUUGUGAUGAUUGUAGCCUUCCUUUCCUCAAUAGCCAUUGUCAGGCGUAUUCUUAUGGCUACAUCUGUUCUAAAGGUGGCUGCAAAGGUCAUAGGAGAGGUUCAAGCCCUAAUUAUCUUUCCGAUUCUACCAUAUGCUAUUCUUGCAAUCUUCUAUAUGUUCUGGUUAUCUGCUGCACUCCAUCUUUUCAGUUCUGGUCAGAUAAGCCGAAAUGAUUGUAAUGCCAAUUGCUGCUCAUUUGACCUCAAGGCCAACAAGGUUAACUGUGAUAAUUGCUGUGGUUAUAGCAUUCACUACACUCCACAUAUUGCAGCUGCCAUUCUUUUUCACCUGUUUGGAUGUUACUGGGCCACACAGUUCAUAAUUGCAAGUUCAUCAACUGUCAUUGCUGGAUCAGUUGCAUCCUAUUACUGGGCUCGUGGCGAGAUAUCGGAGAUUCCAUUUCUCCCAGUGUUUUCUUCACUGAAGCGGCUCAUGCGCUACAGCCUUGGCUCCGUCGCUCUUGGUUCACUGGUUGUAUCCAUUGUUGAGUCUGUGCGGUUUAUACUUGAGUCAAUCCGCCGUAGGCUGAAGCAUACUGAUACCACAAAUCUUAGCCGUAUAGGGAAAAUGUCAUCCUUUUCAUCGAAUUGCUGUCUUGGGUGCAUUGAUUGGACCAUCAGGUCUGUGAACCGGAAUGCUUAUAUCAUGAUUGCUAUCACUGGCAAAAGCUUUUGCAAAGCAUCCGCAAUUGCUACAGGUUUGAUCAUGAAUAACAUUUUACGAAUUGGCAAAGUAAACGUGAUUGGAGAUGUCAUUCUCUUUCUUGGAAAGUUGUGUGUUAGCCUCUUCUGUGCAGUGUUUGCAUUUCUCAUGUUGGACACCCACAAGUACAAAUCUGCCCAUAACAAGAUUUCCUCACCUCUAUUCCCUGUUCUGGUGUGCUGGGGACUUGGUUACAUUGUUGCAACCCUGUUCUUCGCCGUGGUGGAGAUGGCGAUUGACACCAUCAUCCUCUCAUUCUGUCAAGACGCCGAAGAACAUCAAGGGAACGCACAAUACGCGCCUCCUCUCCUCAUGGAGACGCUCGACAGCCAAGGAGAGAUGCAAAGAAUCACUCAAGGAUCAUCUUAGGCGCAUUCAUGGAUUCCUCGUUCAAUGCCGAAGAUAACACAAUGAGGCAUUCUCAACUCCCUCUAGUAGUCCAGUUUUGUUAUACAAGUUUCUCAUAGUUUGUGUGAUCAAAGUUAUCAAAUCCAAAGUUGGAAUGAAUUCAAAGUUUUCUAUGUAUGUGAAGCCAUUUCACUCCAUGUAUUUUUCUUAUAUAUUCACAGCUCUUGUGCUGUUUUGCUCCA